Molecule: messenger RNA, 2203 nt
Organism: Durio zibethinus
Lineage: Eukaryota; Viridiplantae; Streptophyta; Magnoliopsida; Malvales; Malvaceae
Source: RefSeq, a predicted model, not a curated record
GUUCUUUAAAAAAUUUCUUGGCUUCUUUCUCUCUCACUUUCUAUCCAAACUCAAAAGGCUCUGUUUUUCUGAAGUUAAAUUUCAAUCAAGCUGGAGAUUCUUUAGAAUUGGAUCAUAAAGAGACAGCGAUGGGAACAAUCUGGAUAGUCGGGUGAAGUAUAAUGGUGAUGUUGAUUUUUCUCUAAUCUGUUUGUAUGUGGCAUUUAACCUCUCAAAGAGAAUCCGAGGUUUCAUAACGUUACUGCUAUUAGAACUAAGACACACCAAUAAAAUGCUAAAUUCUGAGUGUUAGCAACUUUCAUUUUGGUUUCUAAACAAUCCUGCCAGGCUUGAAUCCUUUGAUUGCCGCAGCCCCUAUAAAGGGACAGAGAAACUGUUCAAGUAUAGCACCCAUCAAUGAAAGCAUCCCAGCAACCCAGAAGUUCAGUCAUGGCCAGCAGAGUGUACCAUCAAGUAAAGCAAGAAGUUGAGCCUUACUGCUUCCCUCAAUUCCCAGCUAUUGAUCGCUCUCUCUGCAAUAGUGAUACCAGCAGCGGAUCCCACUUCUCUGUUAAGAAUUCCAGUGAGCAUUAUUGUGCUUUGGUGUCAUCUUCUGCAUAUGGCAGUUAUACUGUCUACAACUCUUCAUCAUCUGCCAGUUUCUCACCCAAUCGAAGCUUUAUGUCACAGCAAGAAUCUCAGUCAUAUCCAUCUGACCUGCAUCACUCUCCUGACAAUACCUAUGGCUCUCCUAUUAGCGGUUCCUGCAUAACUGAUGAUGUAAGUGAUUUGAGGGAUAAGCUGAGAGAGCUGGAAACUGUGAUGUUGGGGCCUGAUUCUGAUAUUAUUGACAACACAAUCUCACCAGAGAUGGAUAGCUGGAGACUUGUAAUUGAUGCAAUCUCCAGAGGGGACUUAAAGCAGGUCCUUGUCUCCUGUGCAAAAGCUGUAUCAGAUAAUAAUCUGUUGAUGGCUCAGUGGUUAAUGGAUGAAUUACGUCGGAUGGUGUCAGUUUCUGGUGAGCCUAUCCAGAGGUUGGGAGCAUAUAUGUUGGAAGGCCUUGUGGCACGACUGGCCUCCUCAGGGAGCUCAAUCUACAAAGCUUUGAGAUGCAAAGAACCGGCAAGUGCUGAUCUGUUAUCUUACAUGCACAUUCUUUAUGAGGUUUGUCCCUACUUCAAGUUUGGUUACAUGUCUGCAAAUGGAGCCAUUGCAGAAGCCAUGAAGGAUGAAGAUAGGGUUCAUAUUAUCGAUUUUCAAAUAGCUCAGGGGAGUCAGUGGGUCACUCUCAUCCAAGCAUUUGCAGCUAGGCCUGGUGGGCCACCCCACAUCCGAAUAACUGGUAUCGAUGAUUCUGCAUCAGCUUAUGCCCGUGGAGGAGGCCUUAACAUUGUGGGAAAGAGACUGUCUAAACUUGCAGAGCAUUUUAAAGUGCCAUUUGAGUUCCAUGCUGCUGCCAUGUCUGGUUGUGAGGUUCAGGAGGAACAUCUUCUAGUUCGACCUGGAGAGGCUCUAGCAGUAAAUUUUGCUUUCAUGCUUCACCACAUGCCUGAUGAGAGUGUUAGCACUGAGAAUCAUCGUGACCGACUCUUGAGGCUGGUUAAGAGCCUGUCUCCAAAGGUUGUAACCCUUGUUGAGCAGGAAUCGAACACAAAUACUGCUCCAUUCUUCCCAAGGUUCUGUGAGACAUUGAACUAUUACACAGCCAUGUUUGAAUCAAUUGAUGUGACUCUUUCACGGGAACGUAAAGAGCGGAUUAAUGUUGAGCAGCACUGCCUGGCAAGAGAUGUUGUAAACAUCAUAGCUUGCGAGGGACCUGAGAGAGUGGAACGGCAUGAGCUCUUGGGAAAGUGGAGGUCAAGGUUCAGAAUGGCAGGGUUCACUCCUUAUCCUUUAAGCUCCUUGGUUAAUGCCACCAUUAAAACACUGCUUGAGAACUACUGUGAUAAAUAUAGGCUUGAAGAGAGAGAUGGGGCAUUGUAUCUUGGCUGGAUGAACAGGGAUUUGGUUGCUGCUUGCGCAUGGAAGUGAUUUUCUUUUUCUCUUUAUCAUUGUAAUCACACGUGAGAACAGGGGACUUGAAUCAGUCAAGGCCACGGGCUUGCAUGGAAGUGAAAAUUAACCUUCAAUUAGUGUUCUUUUAGGAGCCUCUUCAUUGAGCUGUGGUAGAGAGUCCUACUUUUCGGGUCUCUUAUCGAAGGGGUUCCUUUUGACUGUGUACUUU